AUGCGGGUGGCAUCGCCCAGCAUAAUACCGACACAAUACCUCCGAUCGCCUACUCGACGGUCACCCAUUCUCAGGCAAUUCGCCCGCGCCGCGUCGUCGUCGUCGUACACCCCCAGACCCCGAACCGCCGCACCUUCACCCCCCCCAUUCCGUGCCCGCCCCGUAUCAGCAGCCAAACCUCCCACAGCGGCGGCCAAACCCUCCGCGCCGGCUGCCGCCGCCGCUGCCGCAGAGUCCUCCAGCCCGGCCAACCCCGUCCUCGACCCGCAAGCCGCCAUGCCCCCGCCGGCGACCGUCGCGGACGUCGACCCACAACUCGCCGCAGAGAUCCCGACCCCCGAGUCGUCGAGCACGAGAGCGCCCUCGGCAGCCUUCACGGCGGCGCUGAGCGGAGGCGGACCGAACGGCAACGGCAUCGACUGGUCGUCGUCAUUCCACGGGCUGUCGACGACGCCGUUCAGCGCCGAGACGGCGUCGGUGCUGAUGCAGCGGCUGGACCCCUACGACAUCGAGGUCAAGCCCGACGGCAUCAUCUACCUGCCCGAGAUAAAGUACCGGCGGAUCCUGAACCGCGCCUUCGGCCCCGGUGGCUGGGGCCUGGCGCCGCGUGGCGAGCUGGUCGUCGGCGAGAAGGUGGUGACGCGCGAGUACGCCCUGGUCGUGCACGGCCGGUUCAUCGCGCAAGCGCGCGGCGAGUGCCAGUACUUUUCCGAGGAGACGAUCCCGACGGCGGGCGAGGGGUGCAAGUCGAACGCGCUGCUGCGGUGCUGCAAGGACCUGGGGAUCGCGUCGGAGCUGUGGGACCCGCGCUUCAUCCGCGACUUCAAGAAGGCCCACUGCCAGGAGCUGUGGGUGGAGCACGUCGUCAACAAGAAGCGCCGCCAGAUCUGGACGCGCAAGGACGGCGAGCCCGGGUACCCCUACAAGCCGGCGGGGAGGGCUUGA
Molecule: messenger RNA, 945 nt
Organism: Chaetomium fimeti
Lineage: Eukaryota; Fungi; Ascomycota; Sordariomycetes; Sordariales; Chaetomiaceae
Product: mitochondrial genome maintenance MGM101-domain-containing protein
Exons: 2
Coding region: 1-945 (314 amino acids)
Biological process (GO): interstrand cross-link repair; recombinational repair
Cellular component (GO): mitochondrial chromosome; mitochondrial nucleoid
Molecular function (GO): single-stranded DNA binding
Source: RefSeq, a predicted model, not a curated record